Messenger RNA from Solea senegalensis (Senegalese sole), 1073 nucleotides. It is a transcript of the gene srp19, whose product is annotated as signal recognition particle 19. Gene Ontology annotation, cellular component: signal recognition particle, endoplasmic reticulum targeting. The coding region runs from base 178 to 600 and encodes 140 amino acids. NCBI's taxonomy places the organism in Eukaryota, Metazoa, Chordata, Actinopteri, Pleuronectiformes, Soleidae. The record is from RefSeq and is a predicted model, not a curated record. Gene Ontology annotation, biological process: SRP-dependent cotranslational protein targeting to membrane; SRP-dependent cotranslational protein targeting to membrane, signal sequence recognition. The transcript is spliced from 5 exons. Gene Ontology annotation, molecular function: 7S RNA binding.
CAUACGCGUUCCCGAGACUGAACUCCAGCUGGUUGUCAACAUUAGUGAACGUGUCAGAGAAGCGGUCAUAUGGCUGUGUGUGUUCCACACAAACUGUACACUGAAGAAAAAAAACAAGACUCUUAACAUACAGUCUGUGAAUACCAGGUGUACUUGGUUUCUUUAUAAAACCCAACAAUGGCUCAUUUGACGCAGAACCCCGCCGACAAGGAGAGGUUUAUCUGCCUCUACCCGAUCUACAUCAACAGUAAGAAGACACUGGCCGAGGGACGCAGGAUCCCUGCAGAGAAGGCUGUGGAGAAUCCGUCCUGUACUGAAAUCAGAGAUGUCCUGACGGCUGCUGGACUGAACGUCUACAUGGAGAACAAAAUGCAUCCCAGGGAGUGGAACAGAGACAUCCAGUUCAGAGGUCGUGUAAGAGUUCAGCUGAAGCAGGAAGAAGGCCACUUCUGUCAGGACAGGUUCAGCUCUCGUAAAGAUGUGAUGUUUUACGUGGCUGAGAUGAUUCCCAAACUCAAGACUCGGACACAGAAGGGUGGGGCAGACACCAGCUCUCAGCAGGGAGAGGGGGGGAAGAAGAGCAAGAAAAAGAAGAAAUAGACAAUGUUUUCAAUGUUAAAAACUCCCAGGUGUGUUGCUUUGAGGUUUAUGUGAAGUGGUGGAGGUGCAUCGUAAAGCUGCUCUCAGACAUGCACUAAACUCUGGAGAUUGUGUGGUGGGGCCGUAUGUGUGUAAAUGCUGAUGUCCACAGGAGUCGCGAGAUACUCUGGAGAGUCUCGCCCAGAGGUCAUAUCUGAAAUUGGCUUUUGUUCCUGUUUAAUUUCUCAAACGGCUUCAUUUUGAUUUUGUUAAAGUCAUGGAUCCUUGACAAAAGAUAUCAGUUGAGUUUAAGUAAAUGGAUCUUCCUUAUGGACGUUAAGCAAAGACAUUUUCAGGAGCAUAUUUUGUAGUUUUAGUAACAUCCGAACGAGCUCUGCUGCAUAUUGUUUUUUCAUGUGUGGUUAAUGGACCUGGAUUAAGUCUCCAGAAUUUAUUCUAAAAGUUCAGAAUAAACUUGACAUUUUUAAGUAUUA